Messenger RNA from Syngnathoides biaculeatus (alligator pipefish), 1435 nucleotides. Its product is annotated as coxsackievirus and adenovirus receptor homolog. The record is from RefSeq and is a predicted model, not a curated record. The transcript is spliced from 3 exons. Gene Ontology annotation, biological process: homotypic cell-cell adhesion. NCBI's taxonomy places the organism in Eukaryota, Metazoa, Chordata, Actinopteri, Syngnathiformes, Syngnathidae. Bases 308 to 1213 code for a protein of 301 amino acids. Gene Ontology annotation, cellular component: intercalated disc; basolateral plasma membrane; bicellular tight junction. Gene Ontology annotation, molecular function: cell adhesion molecule binding.
GCCAAGAACACUGCGUCGAUCGACUUGGAGUGCAACUUCUUUCCUUGUUCGAAAAAGAUUAAUUGCUCUCUAUACUGUAGUUAACCUGAUCAAUGUGAGAUGAGACAUACUUGUCUUUACUCUCUGUUGCUUGUUCUCAUGACUGACAGAAAAACGUCAUCAUCCUUUGCUGCCUUUGCUGCCUUGAGCGCCUCCCGCCUAUAAACUACUGCUGGCACUUCAUUGUGCAUGUAAAUGCCAAGAACACUGCGUUGAUCGAUUUGCAGUGCAACUUCUUUCCUUCCUCCAUUAUAGUGACUGUAUUGACAUGUUCGAAAAAGAUAAACAGUGUGCACCAGCCAAGACAAUGACGGGCUGCUUCCUUUGGCUUUGUGCCCUCCUGGGAGUGCUGUGCUGCACUAUUCCAGCGAGCGCUCUCAUUAUCAUCAUGACCAAGACCCACUACCAUGCCAACAGGGGUUCGAAUGUCAGGCUGUUCUGCCGGUACACGACGGCCCUGAAAUUCACCGAUCCCAUUGAGAUCACGUGGAGUAUUGUGCCUGCGAACGGACAUAAGCAACCCAUCCUUCGGUAUACCAACGGGCAGGUGAAUGCCGAUCUGUACAAACCUCUGGAGGGGAGAGUCCAGUUUACGUCACACGAUCCCGAAGACGGAGACGCUUCCAUCGUCAUAACAGAUGUUCGACAAUCGGACUCAGCGGUUUACCAUUGCUUUGUGAAGAUGUUUCCUGGACAAGACAAACUGGAAAUGGACUUGACUGUCAUGGACGCACCCAGUCGGCCUCAGUGUGCUGCGGACAAGCACUUCGCGGAUGGACAUGGCAUGACGCUUAAAUGCCAAUCCUCGCACGGUACCCAACCUUUGAAGUACACUUGGUCCAAGAUAAGCGGAAACUAUUUCUUGCCUGCUAAUGCCGUUUUGGACGCCGCGGAAGGCACCUUGCGUGUGGAAAACAUCUCGAAAAAGGACUGUGGAAUCUAUCGCUGCACGGUUACCAGCAUGGUGGACUCCCAACACUGUGAACUUGUCCUCAAGUGUCCGCUGUCCCGAGAAAGCUUCGUCAACAGUCCGCAGACGCAGACAAGCACCAACCCUGUCGCUCUCAUCGCAGGCGUUGUCAGCGCCGUUGUGCUCGUUAGUGUCGCCAUUGGUGUCGCCGUUUAUUACUACCGAAAAACGAAACCUGUGGAAUCCGGCGAAGUUUAUGUAUAAUCAAUGUUAUUUUGUGUGACAACGCAGAGAUGUGAUGAUUGCAUUUCUCUUCUCUCAAAUGUUGAUAUAUGUUAUUGUUGAAUAUUCUGUUUACUUUUUUCAUGGCAGAAUUUUCGUCAGUUUUAGUUUUCAAUAUGUUCAACUUAAUUUCCAACUGUAUAUGUCAGCUUUUUAAGGCUUGAUACACUUGUAAAUGUUUUAAUAAAAGCCAGAAAACUCAAA